Molecule: messenger RNA, 1459 nt
Organism: Coregonus clupeaformis (lake whitefish)
Lineage: Eukaryota; Metazoa; Chordata; Actinopteri; Salmoniformes; Salmonidae
Product: neurofilament heavy polypeptide-like
Exons: 3
Coding region: 1-1374 (457 amino acids)
Source: RefSeq, a predicted model, not a curated record
AUGUACUCAGUUGGCCCUCCUGCCGAGGCCAGGGCGCCUGUUGCUCCUGCCGAGGCCAGGGCGCCUGUUGCUCCUGCCGAGGCCAGGGCGCCUGUUGCUCCUGCCGAGGCCAGGGCGCCUGUUGCUCCUGCCGAGGCGACGGCGCCUGUUGCAACUGCGGCAUUUGAACCAGAUGCCACACUUGCUGAGGCACGGGGGCCGGUUGCCACACUUGCCAAGGAAUUGUUGCCGGUUGCUACUGCCGAGGCACGGGGGCCGGUUGCCACACUUGCCGAGGAAUUGUUGCCGGUUGCUGCUGCCGAGGCACGGGGGCCUGUUGCUGCUGCCGAGGCACGGGGGCCUGUUGCUGCUGCCGAGGCCAGGGCGCCUGUUGCUGCUGCCGAGGCCAGGGCGCCUGUUGCUGCUGCCGAGGCCAGGGCGCCUGUUGCUGCUGCCGAGGCCAGGGCGCCUGUUGCAACUGCGGCAUUUGAACCAGAUGCCACACUUGCUGAGGCACGGGGGCCGGUUGCCACACUUGCCAAGGAAUUGUUGCCGGUUGUUACUGCCGAGGCACGGGGGCCGGUUGCCACACUUGCCGAGGAAUUGUCGCCGGUUGCUGCUGCCGAGGCACGGGGGCCGGUUGCUGCUGCCGAGGCACGGGGGCCGGUUGCUGCUGCCGAGGCACGGGGGCCGGUUGCUGCUGCCGAGGCACGGGGGCCGGUUGCUGCUGCCGAGGCACGGGGGCCGGUUGCUGCUGCCGAGGCACGGGGGCCGGUUGCUGCUGCCGAGGCACGGGGGCCGGUUGCUGCUGCCGAGGCCACGGGGCCGGUUGCUGCUGCCGAGGCGACGGGGCCGGUUGCUGCUGCCGAGGCACGGGGGCCGGUUGCUGCUGCCGAGGCACGGGGGCCGGUUGCUGCUGCCGAGGCACGGGGGCCGGUUGCUGCUGCCGAGGCACGGGGGCCGGUUGCUGCUGCCGAGGCGACGGGGGCCGGUUGCUGCUGCCGAGGCACGGGGGCCGGUUGCUGCUGCCGAGGCACGGGGGCCGGUUGCUGCUGCCGAGGCACGGGGGCCGGUUGCUGCUGCCGAGGCGACGGCGCCGGUUGCUGCUGCCGAGGCGACGGCGCCGGUUGCUGCUGCCGAGGCGACGGCGCCGGUUGCUGCUGCCGAGGCACGGGGGCCGGUUGCUGCUGCCGAGGCACGGGGGCCGGUUGCUGCUGCCGAGGCACGGGGGCCGGUUGCUGCUGCCGAGGCAGGGGGCCGGUUGCUGCUGCCGAGGCAGGGGGGCCGGUUGCUGCUGCCGAGGCACGGGGGCCGGUUGCUGCUGCCGAGGCACGGGGGCCGGUUACGUCACCUAAGGUAUUUGUGCCAGUUGCCACACUUGCUGAGGCAUUGUGAAUGGUUGCUUUUGCGGAGGCGGUUACUGUUGUUGCUGGGACACGGGAGCCGGUUCCUUUUAAUGCAGUUUGUGGAAUAUAUCUAU